Messenger RNA from Hibiscus syriacus, 2897 nucleotides. Its product is annotated as probable inactive histone-lysine N-methyltransferase SUVR2. Gene Ontology annotation, cellular component: nucleus. Gene Ontology annotation, molecular function: histone methyltransferase activity; zinc ion binding; protein binding. The transcript has 10 exons. NCBI's taxonomy places the organism in Eukaryota, Viridiplantae, Streptophyta, Magnoliopsida, Malvales, Malvaceae. Bases 186 to 2636 code for a protein of 816 amino acids. The record is from RefSeq and is a predicted model, not a curated record.
UCUAAAAACAUUCAAUUUUUUGGGCGUUUUUCCUUGAGAAAAUCAGAAGUCAAAACCUUGAAAGCUCUGUUUUUGUUUUUCAAUCUCCCUCUUUCCUCUACCAAGGUUAUUCUCAUGACGAAAUUUGUUUGGGCUUAAGCGUUGGUGUUUUCAAGCCUGCAAAACUGAUAGCUUUAUCAAGCAUUAUGGCACCAAACCCCAGACUUAAGCAGGCCUUCCGCGCUAUGGAGGAAAUAGGGAUAAGCAAGGAAAAAGUGAAACCGGUAUUGAAGAAGCUUCUUAAGCUGUAUGACAAGAAUUGGGAGCUAAUUGAAUCAGAGAAUUAUAGAGUUCUUGCUGAUGCUAUCUUUGAAGAGGACGAUAGUAAGGUGCCACAACAUGAAGCAGACAAGAACAGCGAUGAGGAAGAUAUUGAGGAAGAAGGUUCUGUACCUGUUGAAAUUGUACACCCCUUAAAAAGAAGACGCCUGAGAAAAAAGUAUGAUCAGGAAUCAUGUUCUCAUAGAAAUGACAGCUCCGAUGGGGGUGGAACCCUUUUUAAAAAGCCUAAAGUUGAGGAGGAUGAACUACCUCCUGCUCCUUUGCAACAGCAGCCACUUCAGUGUAAUGUUGAAAAUAUAAGGGCAGAAUCUCUGCCUGCUUCAGUUCGACCUGUUUCAUCUCGGCCUACUUCUCCUGCUCCUGUUUUACCCCAUCAAGGUGGUAGGAAUAAAGGGAAGCAAACUGUAGAACCUAGUCCUCCGGCGGUACAAGAAAGACCUGAACCAAAUUCACAUUUAUCUCAAAUGCAUGUCAGAUACAAAGGAAAGGAACCUAUAUCAGCUCAUGUUGCUUCAGAUCGGAAUGGCCUUCAGCGAGCAUCUCGAGCAUUGUGCAUUAAAGAGCCAGCACCUGAGCCUGGUAUUAGUCCUAAAAUAAGUUUGCCAGUUACUCAUGCUUUGAUAAUUCCCAAGGAAGAGCCGAUUACUGAUGACAUUCCCGUGGAUGAGAUUCCUAUUGCAGUUAUUCACCCAGAUUCAUUAAGCGAAAGAGGUUUGUUAGCGGGGGACUUUUCAACUGCAAAACCAAAUUGGCAGGAACCUCCAGAAUCCCUGCAUGCAGAUAAAACUGUAGGAGGUGCUGCUUCAGCUUCAAAGAGUGAGAGGCAUGGCAGCUGUGACCUUACUACCGUUCCUAAAGAAAUUCCUUCUAGUCUUGAAAUUGCCUCAACGCCAUUGGGAGAGGUGAAGAUUUCUAUAAGCUACAAUUCUGCUCUUGGAAGACCAAAUUUCCAAUUGCCUAGUGUAGAUGAACUUAGAGAACUGAUGGAACAGAGGUGCCUCCGGUCAUAUAAACUCAUUGACCCUAAUUUUGAUGUAUUCAAAGUUUUAAGUGAUAUGUGUGAGUGCAUAUUGGAAUUGGCAACUAAUUCCACUAAAAAAUUACAAGAAGUUAAUGUGAUACCGGCUCUUGAUGUAUUGAAGCAAUCUCCUGCAAGGGAUGCUCUUAAUGCUGUGAGCAAUACAGAAAAUGGUUGCUUGCUAGGUAGGAUGUCAAAUGAAUCUUUCAAUGUUCAGUGCUCUAGAAACGGAUGUGUUGACAAUGUGGGUGGGGAGGAAUUGAUGGUUGUUCCGCAGCAUGGACUUACACCUGAUGAAAUAAGGUGGCUUCAUGAUGCAAUUGACCUAACAAGGGGGAAAGAAAAAGUUCAAAUUUCGUGGGUAAAUGAAAAUAGUAAAGAUUUUCCACCACCAUUUCAAUAUAUAUCAGAGAAUCUGGUCUUUCAAGAUGCUCGUGUUAGAUUUUGUCUUUCCGGGAUUGGAGAUGAAAGUUGUUGUCAGACAUGCUUUGGGGAUUGUCUCUUGUCUCAGCAGCUUUGCUCAUGUGCUUGUUAUUCUGGGGGAAAUUUUGUAUAUACGUUAGCAGGUGUUCUGAAGGAGGAUUUCUUAGAAGAGUGUAUAACUAUGACUCGUGAUCCUCAACAACAAUGUUUCCUUAGUUGCGCAGAGUGUCCCCUUGAGAGAUCAAAGAAGGAUGACGUUCCAGAAUCUUGCAAAGGUCACCUAAAGAGAAAUGUUAUAAAAGAAUGUUGGAGCAAAUGUGGCUGCAAUAAGAGAUGUGGCAAUCGGGUGGUGCAGAGAGGUGUAAAUUACAAAUUGCAGGUGUUUCUGACACCUGAUGGAAAAGGUUGGGGCCUUAGAACUCUAGAGAAGCUCCCCAAAGGAGCUUUCGUUUGUGAGUUUGUUGGAGAAAUACUCACCAUCUCCGAGUUGUAUGCAAGGAACAGAGAAAAACAUGCAUCUCCAGUCCUUCUAGAUGCCUAUUGGGGGUUGAAGGGAGUUUCCACAGAUGAAGAAGCUCUCUGUUUGGACGCCACAUGCUAUGGAAAUGUUGCUAGGUUCAUCAAUCAUAGAUGCUUUGAUGCAAACUUGAUUGAGAUUCCUGUUGAAGUCGAGUCUCCAGAUCUUCAUUACUAUCAUAUAGCCUUCUUCACAACGCGAGAAGUUGAUGCACUUGAAGAGCUGACUUGGGAUUAUGGACUUGACUUUGAUGAUCUUGAUCAUACUGUUAAGCAAUUCCAGUGCGGAUGUGGCAGUACGUUUUGCAGGGACAUGAAACGUUCAACUAGGUCUAAAUCUGCCAUGAUCACCAGAUGAACUAAUUAUUGGUAAGGGAAAUGUUUUGCCAUUUUUGUUGAUAGGUUGUUUUGGAACAGAGAUCCAAGGCACGUUCGGAACCGAACCAUCUUCGGAAAAAAAAAACGAGAGCUAGUUAUCUCGAUUAAGUCUGUAGAUAUAGUAAACCAUGUAAAUAUGGUUUGAAUACUGGGACCAAAAAUGUCUGAAUGAUGAAAACUCCGGUGCCGGUGGCAAUUUAAAUGGGCUAGUCUGGUUUCCCUUUGAAAACACUGUUACAUA